Molecule: messenger RNA, 886 nt
Organism: Tripterygium wilfordii
Lineage: Eukaryota; Viridiplantae; Streptophyta; Magnoliopsida; Celastrales; Celastraceae
Exons: 5
Coding region: 42-692 (216 amino acids)
Source: RefSeq, a predicted model, not a curated record
UUUAAUCCGACAAGAAAGAAACAGAGAGAGGCAGCAGAGAGAUGGGAGGGAAAGGAAGGAAAAGGAGAGAGAAGAAUUACAGAGCAGCUCAUGGAGGGCACACCAGACUCCCACCUCCACCUGAUCCUUCACAAGUAGACGCCUUGCCCUCCAAACUUCGCAAGAUCAUGUCCUUCGCUCCUCGUGAUGGCUCUGCCAAGGAUGCUCAAGAGAAGAGGAAAAGAGAUGGCGAUGAUCACAAAAAAGACAGUGUGAAGAAUGUGGUUAAUGAGGAAGCUAGAAGGGAUGAUAGUGAUAAUGAGAUUGCUCGUAGUAAUAACGCCAAUGAGAAGAGAAAUAAGAAGAGGAAGAGGAAACAAGUGACCGACUUGAGGUUUGGAAUAGCGGAAGAGCUUGGCUCUGUCUCUAAGAGAAAGGAGCGUAAGAAAAAGUAUUUCGAAGAAAAGAAAAAGAAGAAGAAGAAAGCUGAAACGAAAGAUGUUCUUAAUUUCCCCGGACAUGAGAGUAUAAAAUUUGGAGAAGUGGUUGAAGCUCCACCAAAGUUGGCUGUGAUACCUAAGGCAUUUAAGAGCGCCCAAAAUGCUUCACAAGAGAGGCUUCGUUUAAAGGCUAUUGAGGACUACAGGAAUAGGAAAGGAUGGUCAUCAAGACCAGGGCUUCACCUUCCUCGUCCCGUGACUACUUCACCAUAACUGUAAUUAAUUUGUGCACACAUGACAGCAUAGUUUGUGUCUACAGCUAAUAAUAGUUUAUACUCUGUACUUUCCUAUGCUUUUAGUCAAUUUUUGAUCUUAUUGACAAAUGAGAAAAUUGUGACAUAAUAAGCAUAAUCAACUUGAUCAAAUCUGGUUUUUGUGGAAUGUAUACAAUCAUUAUUUACAUGCUA